AUGAAAGUCCUGAUUACUUUAGCAGUUCUUCCCCUAAUAUUCGCAAACCCGCUGAUAGACCAUCACAAUCAGUAUAUUUCGCGUUUUAUCCCAACUGAAGAUAUUGAUAAUCUUAGCGGCACCAGCUAUUCUUGUGCAAAUUACCAAUGUUCCACAACUCCAUUGCAAGCCAAUCAGUGCAUUUCAUAUAACUCGGUUUCUAACACCUACAACCUUCAAGUAUGCCCAUCUGGCCAGUAUUGUCCUUGGGCCUUAUAUUCAAAAUCGAGCUCUUAUUGCCUACCAUUUGUCCCUAAUCUCCCAGGAGGAAAUCCAGGCGAUACCUGCAAUGUUCCAAGUGAUUGUGGUGGCCACUGGCCUAAAUGUGUGAAUGGAAUCUGCAUGGCUGGCGAUGCCGGUGCCAAGUGUGAUGAUCAGCCAGAUUGUAACGUUGGCCUUGCCUGCUACAACAUCCCAUCAAAUUCUACAUGCCAACCUCAGAAAUCCCUUGGACAGCAAUGUGGUAGCUAUUUGACAAUGAACAACUGCCAAAAUAACUUGGCUUGCAAUUUCGGCACCUGCCAAAAGGCUUUUUCAAUGGGUGUUGGGGCUAUUGUAGACGCCACAUCAGCUGCAUCCUUAUGCUCAACUGGCUUUUACACCUAUGUUAAAAACAACUUGAACAAGGCAAUUUGUGCAAAGGCACCUAAGAGUCCAAACCUUCCUCAGCCAGCUAAAUGCACCCCAGGCACUUACUGUAUUUCUGCUGAUGGCCAGUAUGCAGCUGCAUGCGAGUGUGGAUUCAACAGCAAUGGAAGUGCUUACUGUCCUCUAUUCCCAGGUGAUGAUCUUUAUCAGCAGUACUUCAAAGCAGUCGUUGCAUAUACUUUGACCCCUAAUAUCACUAAAUGCCACUAUUUAGAUGUUGGACAAGCAAGCUGUCCAUAUAUGCAAGGAGCAAUAUUGAACAAUGUUAUAAACGCUGCAAGACAAGUUGAGUUCUUUACAAGGUCACUUGGAAACGAUCAGUGCAUCAAGAGCAUUUAUAACUCUGAUUAUUGGUAUCCUUCACCAUCAUUCUAA
This is a messenger RNA of Blepharisma stoltei, 1062 nucleotides long. Lineage: Eukaryota; Ciliophora; Heterotrichea; Heterotrichida; Blepharismidae. The record is from the annotation of a GenBank genome assembly.